This is a messenger RNA of Trichomonas vaginalis G3, 756 nucleotides long. RefSeq lists its product as uncharacterized. Lineage: Eukaryota; Parabasalia; Trichomonadida; Trichomonadidae. The transcript has a single exon. The record is from RefSeq and is a predicted model, not a curated record. Bases 1 to 756 code for a protein of 251 amino acids.
AUGCUGUUAUCAUUACUUGGAGUAUACAGUUAUAAUCAUUCAUCGUUCUAUUACACCGAAAUUGAAUAUAUCCUUUCGAAUAAUGUUAGCGAUGCUAAAACUUAUAUUGAUGCAGAUUCCAACGUUCACAUUACAUGCAAUUACAAAGGUCAGAAUAUUAAACUAGAUUCUUCUGAUACCAAGAAGGUCAAAAUUGAUGCAAAUUAUCUAUGUGUUGUCAAUCUUACAGUGAAUAAUCAAAAAAUCGAAAUUAAUGGCCCAGCUCAGGUUUAUGUAAAUGGUGAUAACAACGUCAUAUCUAAUAAGUUUGAUUUAAGCAGGCCACUCUCUCAUCCUCUUGUUAUUAUUAAUGGUCAUAAAAAUACAUUCAACAUUAAGUGGUCCGAAACGUCUGAUUCAUCUUAUACAGUUAUUUCUGCAUUUGUUAACGAUGCAGAUUUUAAACAUACAGAUCCAGGAGAUACUAAUUUUGAUUUAGCAACAUCCAAAGACUCAGGACUUGUAGGUGACAUUGGUCCAUUUUAUAGUGUUAAUAUCAGCCAGAUUUAUCCAUCUUCUGACUACGUUAUUUAUUAUCAUGGAAUCCCAAUUGGCGGAACAACGCAUACCACUGAUCCGGUUACUAUCGCAAUCAUUGUCUCAGUCGUUGUUACGAUUGUUAUUUUGGCAAUCAUCGCAACAGUAAUUGUUAUUAUUUGCUGCGUAUGCAAGAAAAGAGAUAAAGAUGGUUUCCAAGGAAUAAAGGCUGACCAAUAA